Messenger RNA from Drechmeria coniospora, 1557 nucleotides. RefSeq names its product aminotriazole resistance protein. Gene Ontology annotation, molecular function: transmembrane transporter activity. Gene Ontology annotation, biological process: transmembrane transport. NCBI's taxonomy places the organism in Eukaryota, Fungi, Ascomycota, Sordariomycetes, Hypocreales, Ophiocordycipitaceae. The coding region runs from base 1 to 1557 and encodes 518 amino acids. The record is from RefSeq and is a predicted model, not a curated record. The transcript has 7 exons. Gene Ontology annotation, cellular component: membrane.
AUGGCUGGCGGAAGGCCUCGGAAAGCAGCGUCCAUCGCGACGCUCAUCAUUGUAUGCCUUGUAUUCUUUGUUGACAUUGCCAAUAUCGGCAUGGCAAACAUAGCUCUCCCCACGAUCCAGGAGACGCUCGGCUAUGAUGAUGGCUCGCUGCAAUGGGUCCUCACCGCCUAUGCCCUAACGUUUGGAGGCUUCCUCAUGGCUGGCGGACGCCUUGGUGACAUCUUUGGCCACAGAAACAUUCUCGUCUUCGGCAUGACGUUGUUCAACCUGGCGACCCUCGUAUGCGCCCUAGUCCAAGACAAGAUCGGCCUCGUCGUGGGGCGCGCCUUUCAGGGGCUCGCCGCUGCCUUGACCAUCCCGGCCGCCCAGUCGCUUGUUGCCCUGUCGUUCGACGAUCCUCAGAGUCGAAUCAAGGCAUUCGGCGCCUGGGGAGCGGCGGGCUCAACAGGUUUUGUCUUCGGUCCUAUCAUCGGCGGGCUGUUUACCUCUCUCGUCUCCUGGGAAUGGAUCUUUUGGCUCAGCCUCAUCGUCGAAGGGGCACUUCAGCUUGUCGCAACAUCCCUGCUACUAACCCACAAUAUCCCGGGUGCAUCCUCCCAAUCUCUCCCGGACGCUGACAAGAUGCCAAGCAAAUGGUCCAACCUCCAUGUGCGACUCGAUAUCCUGGGCACCUUUUUUUCCAUCACGGGCCUCGUUCUCCUCGUCUAUGGUCUGACGACCGGCAAUAUCCACGGUUGGAAGGAGCCUGGUGUCGUCGCUACCCUCGUCGCUGCCGUCUGCCUCCUGGCCAUCUUUGUCAUUGUCGAACGUAAAGUGGCCGCCGAUCCGAUACUCCCAAGCUACAUGUUCGACAGCAGGGUUCGGGUGAUCGGAUGUGCGGCGGCCGCCUUGACGUACGCCAUCUGGCAGGGUAGCAACUAUCUCCUGACUCUCCAGCUUCAGAGCUUCGGCUUCUCUCCGCUAUCCACCGCUCUUCGCUUCCUCCCCCUCGGAAUCACCGCCAUGCUUGUCAACCUCAUCAUUCCGAUGCUUCUCAAGGCUCUUGGCGCCCGCACCCUCCUCCUUGCCAGCUGGCUCCUCUGCGCCGCAGGACUCGUCCUCCUCUCCCGCAUGGGCUCUGCUGACGACUACUGGCCACUGUGCCUUCCCGGCAUGAUUUUGUACAUUGCAGGUGUCGGUACCGUCUACUUUGUCGGGAACGUGACGGUCGUCGCGACGGCUUCUGAGGCGCUCCAGGGUACCGUGUCGGGCGUCUACAACAUGUUUCUGAACGUCGGCGGUGCCGUCCUCGGUGUUGCUCUUCUCACGGUCAUCUCUGACUCGGUCACGUCAAAAGCCGGGGGUAAGAAGGACUCCAACGCACUGCUCGAGGGUUACAGGGCUGGCUACUACGGAGCCAUAGCCAUGACAGUUAUUGGCUUUAUCCUGGCCAUCUUCUUCUCAUCGACCAAGACCAAUGACGCUGUCGAAACCCAAAGAGAGUCGUCAAAACCUGAGCAGGAUAGAAAAAGCGCUACCAGGGUCGUGCCGAAAGAGCCAGUGGCUGCGAAUGGGUGA